GGUUCCUUUUUGAGCUCAACUUUGCCUCUGUGGUUUCGCUCAUGGAUGAAUCGGCGCCUGAAAAGGAGCAAUUUCAGCUUCAAAAUAGUAUUUAUUAUAACUCAUUAAGAAGGAAACAUAUAAACAAUGCAAGUGCACUUGUGACUUGUAAUGGCUUACAGAGUUAUAACAAUUUGAAUGGCACUCUGAGCAAAACUACCAAUUUUUCUAAGAACUUUCAUUCUACUUCGAUUCCGAGAAGAGUUCAAAUGGGGCAAAGAACCAUAACAGAGAUGCUUAGUUAUCCUCUCGACAAGAAGACGAGAUGUCCUAAUAAAUUUUCCUCGGAAAUAGUUUCUGGCACUGCACCGGUACUCUCGCCAAUUAAUGCUACAAGUGAUUGCGGAAAUUUUAACGGCUAUUCAAAAAAAGCCGAUAUAUUGCUUAACGGUUCUCGUGUGAAGAGCAAUCUUAAAAAUAACACAAGGGCGGUUUCAGAGGGCUCCUACUCCAAACACAAGGGCAAUAUAUAUUUUAAAAAAGCCUCCGCAGAGCCGGUUCUUUCUGCAAUUCAAAAAACUUUUGCUUUCAAUACCCAAAUAUCUCAAGAUUAUAACCUAUACGCUUUAUUCGACAUCGUUCUUUCCCGGUUAAAGGGCUAUAAGCCGUGGCCUGCUCUCAUCUGUCCCGAGGAAUCUACGCAGUUAUACAAAAGACUCAAGAAAGCCUCGUCGCACAGCCAAAAGCAGUUUUUUUUUUACCAUGUGUGCUACUUCGGGCCCCGCCGUGGGACUGGUUCUGCCGAGAAGCGCUUCUUUAGAUUUUUUAUAACUUUUGUAUUGUGUGAAGGUUGGGUCCGUCUUGAUCGUCUCUCUCUGUUUAACAAGGAUAGCGAGGUUUUUGAAGAAGUAUACCACGCUGCAGGCGGUAAGCAGUACGUUGAUGCGGUCCAUGAAGCCCACUUUGCUAUGAACUUGGCUGCCCACGAAAGAUACUCCUUUUUACUGGACGCUCUGUAUUAUUCGCCUAAAGACCUCCAGACGAGCUAUCGAGCUGAAGAUAUUUCUGCCUCGCCGACUGUUUCUGUUGAGAAAAUGGAGAAUGCAGAUCUUGUAGAAGAAAACGAAGACCACCUUGAAAAGGAAAAAAAAAAAUUGGUGGUCAGCAAUCUAAAGCACCAGCAGCAAAGUCGGAGCUGCGCCCUCUGCUCUCGACCCGGUGCUUGUCUUCCCUGUGGCGGUGCCUCCACCACAAACUUUAUUUGUCCCAAUUGCCUUGGUGGCGCACUUUUAUGUUUUAUUUGCAAGCAACUGGACGACCGCCCUUUAUAUCGGUGCGCUGUCAAAAAGUGCAUCCGGAGCUAUCACAUGCAAUGUUUACAGCAACACGUGUCUUUCGAGUACGACUCGAAGACGGGUGCUCUCGCUUGCCCGUUGCACAAGUGUUCUAACUGUAGCGGUCCUAUCAAAACCGGGUUGCUUGCUUGUCUGGAAUGCACCAACUCUUAUCAUCGAGAAUGUUUGCCUGCAGCAUGCGAGCUGUAUGCUUCAGUGAUUCGCUGUCCGGCCCAUUUGGAAAGCAAGAAGCAGCUGAACAUUAUUUUCUGCAUGUUGUGCUUUGAAGGAGGCAACCUCGUACUCUGCGACAGCUGUCCAGCCGCCAUAUGCGAUCACUGCUCUCUAAAGACAGGCGUCCCCGUCGAGAAGGAUCAUUGGAUCUGCCACGAUUGCGUCUCUGGAAAAUUUGUUAAAGCGGGAGACGUUGUUUGGGCGCGACUCGGUUCGCAUCGGUGGUGGCCCGCCAGGGUACUCGCCCAGGAGGAGUGUCUCCGUCGCCUUAACCCAGCAAGGAGAAGAGCCUUUGACCUCGGAGUCUACUUUUUCGGCUCGAGAGACUACGCAUGGAUCCCUAAUAACCGAGUCUUUCCAUACUGCGGCGUGGUGGAGGAGGCAAAGGCAAACACGAAGGCUUCGAAAGCCCUAUUCAAUCGGGCUGUGGUGGAGGCCAACGCGUUCUACAAGGAAGAGUCCCUCCAGCGAGCUUUACAGUGGGAACUUGUCGAGGGCAGCCGGCCGCCGCCGUACCGCAAAAUCCGAAAGAACGUCUACUCCAGGAACCUUAAGAAAAUGAUCCCUUUCCUCUACGGCCGCUGUGAUUGCGUGUUGGCCCUCGAUGAACACAAGAAGUGCCUUGAGGAUUGCGUGAACAGGAUCAUGUGUGUGGAAUGUAGCCCUAAGCAAUGCGAUCCUCUCAUUUGCCAGAACCAGCGACUACGUAAGCGGCAGUAUGGGGACGUCUAUACUUUUUUGACCACCAAUGGAAAACGCUGGGGUCUAAAAUGCCGGAACGCAUUAGCUCCUGGUGAUCUUGUGAUAGAAUAUGUUGGGAAGCUUAUUCAUCUGGACGACGCGAGGGUGCUUAUGCAGAAGAUGGUGGAAGAAAACAAACAGAAUUUCUACUUUCUGACUUUAGAGCAGGACAUUGUGAUUGAUGCGCUUGAGAUGGGGAACGAAGCGCGAUUUAUCAACCACAGUUGCGAUCCGAACUGCCAGACGCAGAAGUGGAUGGUGGGCGGCCGGCCACGCGUGGGCAUCUUUGCCAUCAAGCACAUUUCUCCCGAUACGGAAAUCACGUUUGACUACAAGUUCGACACGCACUUCUUUCAGAACACUCCAGACGCACAAGCCACUGUGUGUCUCUGCGGCACUGCCAGUUGCAGAGGCGUCCUCGGCGGGACGAAGAGCAGGGAUCCCCCCAAAAGAAGUAUUGUUGCUCCGCCCGCCAGAAAGAAGGCGAAGCGCAAGACUUCCGCUGUGAAGAACAAAAAAAACUACUCUGAGGACUUUUGUUUCAUUUGCGAUUUGGGCGGGAGCGUUAUCAUGUGCGACUUUCCUCAUUGUCCAAAAGUGUACCAUCUGAAGUGCAUAGAAAAGAGCAAGGCCCCUUACGGCACGUGGCACUGUCCGUGGCACUUCUGUGUGGUCUGCGGCAAAUACGCGACCAACUUGUGCUCCACGUGCCCCCAAUCGUCCUGCGAAGCCCAUUCUUCCGAUCCGGCUAUACGCUUCAUAAAAGAGAAAAACUCGGCAUACGAUUUGCUGCAGAAAAGGCUGAAGGGCGUCCAAAUCGGCCAAUGCAGGGGUUGUGCUUCUGGUGAGGACGAGGAGAUUUUCUCGCCAGACAUUGACAGCGAGGAUAAAACUUCAGUCGUUACCCUCCGAGUUCUUCCUUAAACUCACUACUUUUUCAGAAAACGGCAGUUUAGAAUUUUUUAUAGUUCGUGUUAAUGCUUUUUUCAAUGGCAAUAGUAGAGAUCUUGCUAGACACUUAAUUGUAUGUACCUAAAAAUAAUAUAACUCGAUUGUUAGAAUAAAAAGGGGUUUUACAUACCAAA
Messenger RNA from Zophobas morio, 3373 nucleotides. Its product is annotated as histone-lysine N-methyltransferase NSD2-like. Gene Ontology annotation, molecular function: histone methyltransferase activity; protein binding. The transcript has 30 exons. Gene Ontology annotation, cellular component: nucleus. The coding region runs from base 42 to 3212 and encodes 1056 amino acids. Lineage: Eukaryota; Metazoa; Arthropoda; Insecta; Coleoptera; Tenebrionidae. The record is from RefSeq and is a predicted model, not a curated record.